Molecule: messenger RNA, 4202 nt
Organism: Hemibagrus wyckioides
Lineage: Eukaryota; Metazoa; Chordata; Actinopteri; Siluriformes; Bagridae
Product: myosin-9-like
Exons: 23
Coding region: 26-3142 (1038 amino acids)
Biological process (GO): regulation of DNA-templated transcription
Source: RefSeq, a predicted model, not a curated record
UAAAGUUACUUUGAACAGUGAAGAGAUGAACUUUUUUGGAGCAUUUAGUGGUCUUCCACUGCGCCCUCUGCUGUUAGCGGCCGGAGCUGCAGCCGCGACAGCCAGCAUUUACACUUAUGUUAAACGGAGCGAAGAUACGACAGCGGAGCCCGAGGACACGACCGAAGGUCCUGACACAGAGGUUGUUAAAGACCAGAUGAUGAAACUGUUGGUGUCCAAGAUUCAGCUGCAGGACAGAGUGAAGGAGCUGGAGGAACUGCUCUGUGAGGCACACAGAGACUGUGACCUGAAAAGCAAGGAGAGAGAGCAAGAGCGAGAGGCUCACAGCAUCCUCCUGGCUGAGAAAGAGGAGACGAUAAAGACUCUGACACACAAGGAGGAGUUCCUGAAGGUCACCUUGGUUGAAGCUAAGGAGAACCAUCAGAAGGAUGUAGAGACCAUCCAUCAGCUGGAGAAGGAGAAGUCUGACCUGACAGAAAAGGUGGAGACUCUGAGAGAGACAGUGGAGGAACUGGGGAACCAGCUCACUGAGACACAUGUGCAGUGUGAUGAGCUCACGGAUGAGUGUGAGAGAGAGCGAGAGACUCACAACAUCCUCCAGUCCAAAUAUGAUGAGAUGAAGAAGACCAUGACUCAGCUGGAGGAGGAGAACAAUCAGAUGAAGCAAGAACAAGAGGCUCACAACAUCCUCCAGUCCAAGUAUGAUGAGAUGAUUAAGAGUCAUGAGGAGGAGUUACUGAAGGAGCGAGAGACUCACAACAUCCUCCAAGCAGAGAACAAUGAUAUGAAGAAGACCAUCACUCAGCUGGAGGAGGAGAAAGAUGAGAUGAAGAAGACUCUGAACAACAAGGAGGAGUUUCUGAAGGUCACUCUGGCUGAAGCUGAGGAGAAACAUCAGAAGAUCAUCAGUCAGCUGGAGGAGGAGAUGUUUGACCUGACAGAAAAGGUGGAGACUCUGAGAGACACAGUGAAGAUACUGAUGAAGAAGCUCAUUAAGACUGACAGAGAGUGUGAUGAGAGAAUAAACGUCACUCUGGCUGAAGCUGAGGAGAAACAUCAGAAAGAUGUGGAGACCAUCCAUCAGCUGGAGAAAGAGAAAGAUGAGAUGAAGAAGACUCUGAACAACAAAGAGGAGUUUCUAAAGGUCACUCUGGCUGAAGCUGAGGAGAAACAUCAGAAGACCAUCAGUCAGCUGGAGGAGGAGAUGUUUGACCUGACAGAAAAGGUGGAGACUCUGAGAGACACAGUGAAGAUACUGAUGAAGAAGCUCAUUAAGACUGACAGAGAGUGUGAUGAGAGAAUAAACGUCACUCUGGCUGAAGCUGAGGAGAAACAUCAGAAAGAUGUGGAGACCAUCCAUCAGCUGGAGAAAGAGAAAGAUGAGAUGAAGAAGACUCUGAACAACAAAGAUGAGUUUCUAAAGGUCACUCUGGCUGAAGCUGAGGAGAAACAUCAGAAGAUCAUCAGUCAGCUGGAGGAGGAGAUGUUUGACCUGACAGAAAAGGUGGAGACUCUGAGAGACACAGUGAAGAUACUGAUGAAGAAGCUCAUUAAGACUGACAGAGAGUGUGAUGAGAGAAUAAACGUCACUCUGGCUGAAGCUGAGGAGAAACAUCAGAAGAUCAUCAGUCAGCUGGAGGAGGAGAUGUUUGACCUGACAGAAAAGGUGGAGACUCUGAGAGACACAGUGAAGAUACUGAUGAAGAAGCUCAUUAAGACUGACAGAGAGUGUGAUGAGAGAAUAAACGUCACUCUGGCUGAAGCUGAGGAGAAACAUCAGAAAGAUGUGGAGACCAUCCAUCAGCUGGAGAAAGAGAAAGAUGAGAUGAAGAAGACUCUGAACAACAAAGAGGAGUUUCUAAAGGUCACUCUGGCUGAAGCUGAGGAGAAACAUCAGAAGAUCAUCAGUCAGCUGGAGGAGGAGAUGUUUGACCUGACAGAAAAGGUGGAGACUCUGAGAGACACAGUGAAGAUACUGAUGAAGAAGCUCAUUAAGACUGACAGAGAGUGUGAUGAGAGAAUAAACGUCACUCUGGCUGAAGCUGAGGAGAAACAUCAGAAGACCAUCAGUCAGCUGGAGGAGGAGAUGUUUGACCUGACAGAAAAGGUGGAGACUCUGAGAGACACAGUGAAGAUACUGAUGAAGAAGCUCAUUAAGACUGACAGAGAGUGUGAUGAGAGAAUAAACGUCACUCUGGCUGAAGCUGAGGAGAAACAUCAGAAAGAUGUGGAGACCAUCCAUCAGCUGGAGAAAGAGAAAGAUGAGAUGAAGAAGACUCUGAACAACAAAGAUGAGUUUCUAAAGGUCACUCUGGCUGAAGCUGAGGAGAAACAUCAGAAGAUCAUCAGUCAGCUGGAGGAGGAGAUGUUUGACCUGACAGAAAAGGUGGAGACUCUGAGAGACACAGUGAAGAUACUGAUGAAGAAGCUCAUUAAGACUGACAGAGAGUGUGAUGAGAGAAUAAACGUCACUCUGGCUGAAGCUGAGGAGAAACAUCAGAAGGCUGUGGAGACCAUCCAUCAGCUGGAGAAAGAGAAGUCUGACCUGACAGAAAAGGUGGAGGCUCUGAGAGAGACAGUGGAGGACAUGGGGAACCAGCUCAUUGAGACUAACAGAGAGUGUGAUGAGUUACUGAAUGAGCGAGAGACUCACAACAUCCUCCAAGCAGAGAACGAUGAGAUGAAGAAGACUCUGAGUCACAAGGAGGAGUUACUGAAGGUCACUCUGGCUGAAGCUGAGGAGAAACAUCAGAAGAUCAUCAGUCAGCUGGAGGAGGAGAUGUUUGACCUGACAGAAAAGGUGGAGACUCUGAGAGACACAGUGAAGAUACUGAUGAAGAAGCUCAUUAAGACUGACAGAGAGUGUGAUGAGAGAAUAAACGUCACUCUGGCUGAAGCUGAGGAGAAACAUCAGAAAGAUGUGGAGACCAUCCAUCAGCUGGAGAAAGAGAAAGAUGAGAUGAAGAAGACUCUGAACAACAAAGAGGAGUUUCUAAAGGUCACCUUGGCUCAAGCUGUGGAUGAUGUGGAGACCAUCGCUCAGCUGGAGAAGGAGAACGUUGACCUGAGAAUUGAGGUGGAGACUCUGAGAGACACAGUGAAGAUACUGGGGAAGAAGCUGUUUGAGUGUAACAGAGUGUGAUGAGAGAAUAAACAUAAGUUAGAAAAAACCUUGUAUUAAUCAGAUCCUUUAUCAAGACCAAGAGGACUUUAAUUCUGUUUAAGCGUUACACAUCCACCAUUUCCUCUCCUGAAAAUGUGACUGCUGUUGUGAACCCUUGCCUUGUCCGCUGUACUAAACCGUUAUGGGACAGAAAAUAAAAAUAAAAAAUAAAGAAUGAUUAAAAAAAAGAACAUCAUAAAAAAAGAUGUUUCCUAAUGUUUUGUUCUGAUGUUUGAUGUGAAGAUGAAGUGAGUGUAUAGUGAGUAGCAGCUGCUGCUGUGUAUGGCAGUGCUAAAGAUGGUAUUUAAUGACUUGCUAAUAGACUUUCUGAAAGGGGUGAGAUUCCUCUGUGACUGUACUCCCUCAAGACUCCAGCUUUGGAGCACACACUUGUGUUUGAGUCACUGAGAUCCUCACCAGCCCAUACGGGAUGUCCAACUGAACUGAACUCGCAUGGAUUUACAUGAAGGCCACAUUCUUACUGGCAGAAGAGUAAGAAAGUCACAUGCUUUAGAGAUACACCAACCCUGCAUACAGUGGCGGGACAGCUCCAGGCUUCCUGCCUACAUCCAUGUCCUGUAAGAGUGGCUGUUCCAAUACUUGUGGCCACAUAAAAAUUGGGUGGUCUGACACCAAAGGUGCCAUGUUCUGAGUUGUUGAACACAUCCAGAUGUAAAUAUCAGGAAAUGAAAGCUGAUGAAAUUCUGAUCUAUCGUCUUUUGAUUUCAGACCUAAGAUUUCAUAAAUAAUGGAGUGUAGCAUAAAUAAUAGAAUUGGUCUUGCUGUUUGAAGGGGACAGUAUAAAAGUCCCACCAAUCUCAGGAAUAAACGUGUAUUACAGUAAAACUUUUUCCUUAUGGCUUGAGACACUUUUUAUCCAUUCAGUCAGUCACUUUUCUCACCAUGAGAGCAAUGCUGUAUAAUUUAUAGCAAAGUCUACAGAAAUUCAUUAAAUGAACAUUUUUUUAAAUGAACAUAUUUUUCAUUUAAUUUCAUAAAUAUAAGCCAUAAUUUAUUUUAAAAUGCUGUUUUUUAUAUU